AUGCCUGCCAAAGCCAGCACUCAUGAUCUCCAUGUCGCGAAGCUCUUUUCCAUCAAGGACUACGUGUGCGUGGUCACUGGAGGGGGUUCUGGAAUUGGAUUGAUGGCUGCUCAGGCACUGGCUGCAAAUGGUGCAAAGGUGUACAUUACUGGUCGUCGCCAAGAAGCGCUUGAAACGGCAGCCAAGUCACACAACCCCGAUGAAGGUGGUCAGAUAAUACCCCUCUCGCCUUGUGAUGUGACGAAGAAGGACGACCUAGAGCGGAUGUACCAGGAGCUGGCAUCCAAGGAAAAGUACAUCAACUUACUAGUGGCAUCUGCUGGAGUUUCUGGCGAAAAGGCGAUCCCAGACGCGGAGAAGGCGACGGACAUGAAGAAGAAGCUGUUUGACAAUGAGACUUUCGAAGGCUGGGCCGACACGUACACGACGGACGUGACUGCCGUGUACUUCUCUACCGUUGUUUUGCUACCACUUUUGCAGGCUGGGACCGAAAUUCACGGACACCUAUCUGCAUCGGUGAUUGUGAUUAGUUCAAUGUCGGGCAUCAUCAAGGACGCGCAGGGCCAUUUCAGCUACAACGCGGCCAAGGGCGGUACGGUGCACUUGAGCAAGCUCAUGUCGGCCGAGUUCCAGAAGCUUCGGAUUCGGGUGAACAGCAUUGCACCAGGUUACUUCCCGUCUGAGAUGACUGCAAAGGAGAGCGACGAGCAGCAGAAGAGUGACUUGCCGGACGAGAAGAUCCAGGAGAAGGGCCACGUUCCACACGGACGGGCCGGGAGCGAUGCAGAAAUGGCGCAGGCGGUCAUCUUCUUUACCAAGAACUCAUAUGUCAACGGGCAGAUUCUGGCGGUUGAUGGUGGCGUGCUCAACGUUGUUAGCUCUUGA
Messenger RNA from Bipolaris sorokiniana ND90Pr, 885 nucleotides. RefSeq lists its product as uncharacterized. The transcript is spliced from 3 exons. The record is from RefSeq and is a predicted model, not a curated record. Bases 1 to 885 code for a protein of 294 amino acids. NCBI's taxonomy places the organism in Eukaryota, Fungi, Ascomycota, Dothideomycetes, Pleosporales, Pleosporaceae.